Molecule: messenger RNA, 855 nt
Organism: Corylus avellana
Lineage: Eukaryota; Viridiplantae; Streptophyta; Magnoliopsida; Fagales; Betulaceae
Gene: RIC4
Product: ROP-interactive CRIB motif-containing protein 4
Source: RefSeq, a predicted model, not a curated record
AUAAUUUAUAACAAACCUAUUCUGCUUCCAACCCCUGCAAUAUUUCCCUCACCCACCAUUUUUAUAUCUUCUUCUCUCUCUCUCUCUCUGCAGCCUGUUGAUGAAGAAAUGAAAGAUAGAUUAAUGGAGAGGCUUGUUAUUCUUCCCUUCUCUGUUGGGUGUAUCUCCGAAGCUAGUGUUGCCGUUUCUGUUCAGCAGCCCAGAAGAUCCAAAGCAGACGCUAAACUAAGAAGUAAAGAAGAAGAUGAGUUAGAAAGCUUGUCAGGUGAAAGCAUGAAGAACUCGUUCGGGUUCAUGGUGGCUCCAAAGCCUAAUAUAACCACUGGGAUUCAUAGGCUCGUCAAGGGCUUCAAGAACAUCUCCCAAUUAUUUGUGUACAAGGAAGAUAUGGAAGAAAUGGAGAUGGAGAUGGAGAUGGAGAUGGAAAUAGGGUGUCCAACAGAUGUGAAGCAUGUGACUCACAUAGGAUGGGAUGGUUGUGCAAGUGCAAGUGCAACAGCCAGCAGCCCUAUGGAGGGGUGGGAUAAUCUCAUUACUCCUGAUCACUUGCUCUCUCUCCCAUCACCUUCAUUGGAGCACUUUCACCUUUCCAGGCCUGCACAUGCUCACCAUCCAACUACUCUUCUUGAUGCUACCACUUAAAUUUUUCUAUGAAUAUUAAUACCAAUGUUGUUAAUAUUGAUCAUAUUUGAGUUUUUUUUUGUUUUUGUUUUUGUUUUUGUUUUUUUUAUAAAUAGGUAUACAUAUGUAUUUAAAACUCUCUAAACCUCUUUUCCAUGUACUUUUAAAGCCUCCAGGGUGGUUGCUUUCAAGAUUUACUGCUGUAAUGAAUGUUUUUCUAAUUAUGUGGCCUAU